AUGUCUGAAGUGACAAUUGAUUUGAUAGAUGCCGACACAUUCACACAAGAUCAUGUCACUUUGGAGUAUAUAAAAGUUUUUCUAAAAAAGUUAAUUCGCAAACGAAAAAAAUUGUACAUAAAAUAUCUAAGUGAUAACUUCGACGAUCAUCGCCUGAGCAACAAGGACAUGAAUGAAUUUGCAUUAUACCUGGCGUCUGAAAGAGAAAGAAUUAAUAAAGUAGAAUGGGUAGAAAGUUUCAAAUUAAUUCCACUCCAGAGGCAAUAUCAAUUAAUGGAAUCUCUACAAAACAUGUUCUAUUCCAGUCUACCAACUGAAAGCAUAACAAAAACCUCACCUUACAAAAAUGCCUAUUUUGAAGGAAACAUCAUCCACACAGACGUGUUUUACCUUGCUACUACCAACAUCAGAAAGUACAAGCUGCCGUAUGUAACAGUUGGUAGCACUAAAAACGUAAGCCUGGAUUUAAAAAAUGCGGUGAUGGAAAUAAUGAGAGAAGAUUUAAACGAUGGGAAAACAUCAACAGUUGAAAUGGUUGCCAAAACAGAAUUUGACGCAAGACCUGUAUAUGUAUAG
Molecule: messenger RNA, 576 nt
Organism: Helobdella robusta
Lineage: Eukaryota; Metazoa; Annelida; Clitellata; Rhynchobdellida; Glossiphoniidae
Exons: 2
Coding region: 1-576 (191 amino acids)
Source: RefSeq, a predicted model, not a curated record